Molecule: messenger RNA, 2132 nt
Organism: Gadus macrocephalus (Pacific cod)
Lineage: Eukaryota; Metazoa; Chordata; Actinopteri; Gadiformes; Gadidae
Product: DNA topoisomerase 1-like
Exons: 15
Coding region: 407-1918 (503 amino acids)
Biological process (GO): chromosome segregation; DNA replication; DNA topological change
Cellular component (GO): chromosome; nucleolus
Molecular function (GO): DNA topoisomerase type I (single strand cut, ATP-independent) activity; DNA binding
Source: RefSeq, a predicted model, not a curated record
CCACAGGAAGAAGAAGAAGAAGAAGAGUAAGAGCCGUGAGCCGGGGGGGGAAGCCAGCGCGACGGCUCCAAAGGACAAGAACAGGGGGCCGGUGAAGGUGAAGAAGGAGGUGAAAAGUGAGGUGAAGGAGGAGGGAGGCACCAAAAAGGUGAAGAAAACCAAGGAGCAGAUUGACGAGGCGAGGAGGACGAAGCUGAAGAUUAAGGAAGAGGAGGAGCAGAACCGCUGGCGGUGGUGGGAGGAAGCCAAGUAUGAGUCCGGGGUGAAAUGGAAGUUUCUGGAACAUAAGGGACCCUGCUUUCCCCCUGAGUUCGAGUCUCUACCGGACAACGUCCGGUUCUACUACAACGGCAAGGUGGUGAAGCUGAGUUUGGCUUCGGAGGAGGUGGCGUUGUUCUUCGGCCAGAUGUUGGACCACGAGUACACCACCAAGGCGGUGUUCAGGGAGAACUUCUUCAAAGACUGGAGAAAGGAGAUGAGCAGCGAAGAGCGGCUUUUGAUCCAGGAUCUGAACAAGUGUGACUUCAGUGAGCUGCACGCCAUGCACAAGGCCAAGGUGGAGGCGCGCAAGAACAUGAGCAAGGAGGAGAAGCUGGUGAUCAAGGAGGCCAACCAGCAGACGGUGGAGGAGUACGGCUUCUGCCUGCUGGACCACCACCGCGAGCGCAUCGGGAACUUUAAGAUUGAGCCGCCUGGUCUGUUCCGGGGCCGCGGCGAGCACCCCAAGCAGGGCAUGCUGAAGAAGAGGAUCCAGCCGGAGCACGUCAUCAUCAACUGUAGCAGUGAGUCUAAGAUCCCGGCUCCGCCCCCUGGUCACCGCUGGAAGGAGAUUCGUCAUGACAACACGGUCACAUGGUUGGCCAGCUGGACGGAGAACAUCCAGGGAUCCAUCAAGUACAUCAUGCUGAACGCCAACUCAAAGCUCAAGGGGGAGAAGGACUGGGAGAAGUACGAGGUGGCUCGGAGGCUGAAGACCUGUGUGGACAGCAUCCGGAGGCAGUACACCCAGGACUUCAAGUCCAAGCAGAUGGGAAUCCGGCAGAGAGCCGUCGCCCUCUACUUCAUUGACAAGCUGGCAUUGAGGGCGGGUAACGAGAAGGAGGAGGGGGAGACGGCGGACACGGUUGGCUGCUGCUCGCUGCGGGUGGAGCACAUCACGGUGCACCCCAACCUGGACGCCAGCGACUUCGUGGUGGAGUUCGACUUCCUGGGGAAAGACUCUAUCAGAUACUACAACAAGGUUCCUGUUGAGAAGAAGGUGUUCAAGAACGUGAUUCUGUUCAUGGAGAACAAGAACCCGUCGGACGAGCUGUUUGACCGUCUGAAUACUGCAGUGCUCAACAAGCACCUGUCCUCCCUGAUGGACGGUCUGACAGCCAAGGUGUUCAGGACCUUCAACGCCUCCAUCACCCUGCAGGAGCAGCUCAAAAAGCUGUCCAACAAGUCCGAUAACCCAUCGGAGAAGCUGCUGUCCUACAACCGGGCAAACCGCGCCGUGGCCAUCCUCUGUAACCAUCAGAGGGCGCCGCCAAAGACCUUCGACCAGUCCAUGGCCAACCUGCAGGCCAAGAUCGUUGCUAGGAAGGAGCAGCUAGCGCUGGCGAAGACGGAGUUCAAACAGGCCAAGAAGGAGAACAAGGCCAAAGGAGACGCCAAGAUACAGACGCUGGUGGAGAGGAAGAAGAAGGCGGUGGAGCGGUGUGAGGAGCAGGUGCUGAAGAUGGAGGUGCAGGCGACGGACCGCGAAGAGAACAAGCAGAUCGCCCUGGGAACCUCCAAGCUCAACUACCUUGACCCCCGCAUCAGCGUGGCCUGGUGUAAGAACAUGGACGUCCCUCUGGACAAAAUCUACAACAAGAGCCAGAGAGACAAGUUUGCGUGGGCCAUCGACAUGACUGAGGCGGACUUUGUGUUCUAGCUGUGGAGGAGCUGCUAGUUUGGAGUUGCUGGUGGAACAUGACUGCUCGAGCCUGGCGGCCCAACGUGUUAUUUAGUUUUAUUUCUUGAUUCUUUCUUUUUUUUGAAGAGGCUCUUGACAGAAGAUGUUUCUCCAGGUUGGCACUGAAGGUUCCUGGUUCAGUGCUGGAGACAAAUGUGUUAAAGGUUUGAAUAAAGAAGCACAUUCAAAACGA